AUGGGUGAAAGUCGGGGUCUCAAGUGUGUUGUUAUCGGUGCCGGGCCCGUGGGUGCCUUAGCGGCUCUCUAUGCUGCACGAAGAGGCUGGGAUGUGGAAGUCUACGAUCUGAGGCCAGACCUACGAGAUGCAUCCACCACGCCACUCAACUUCACAAAAUCAAUCAACUUGGCGCUAUCAGAACGUGGCAUCAAUGCAUUGCGAGCUUCUCAAUCGCCCGAGCUGUUGAAGUCAAUCCUAGCCGAGACGAUCCCUAUGCAUGGUCGCAUGAUCCACAGCCAGGACAAGAAGGGUGCAUUGACGGAAGCUUCUCAACAAUACGACAUCCAUGGCCAGUCGAUCAAAGCCGUGGAUCGAGGCAACCUCAACAGUCUUUUGCUGGAUGAGCUGGAGGGUCUACCCAAUGUCAAGCUACGAUUCUACCAUAAGCUCACCGGUAUUGACUUUCGGCGACGCUUGGCAUGGCUGGAACAAAAGGGUGCCUCCCGUAGGCAGAGCACAGUAGGGGACAGUCCAAAACUCAGCGAUAGUCCCAGGCCGAGCGGACGGCCAGGACGACCCGAUGAGAUUGAAAUCGACUUUGAUCUGAUCCUCGGCUGUGAUGGUGCUCAUAGCAGUGCGCGCUUCCACAUGAUGAAGUUCGCUCGGGUGGAUUUUGCCCAGACUUACAUUGACACACUGUGGUGUGAGUUCCAGAUUCCACCCGCGGCAGAGGGAACGAGCACUACGCCCUCGGCCAAGGAUGGUUUCGCCACCAGCCCGAACCAUCUUCACAUUUGGCCAGGCAGCGACAAGAUGUUCAUUGCGAUUCCCAGCGUGGACAAGUCUUUUACGUCCACCCUCUUCGCCCCAUACGAGGACUUUCUCGCCCUGGAAGACGAUCCUUCAAAAGUGGAGCUCUUCUUCAACCAGAACUUCCCAGGCGCAGCUGAUCUCAUCGGACCGGGGGAGAUUCGCAACCAGUUCAUGGCGAACCCUCAUCUACCGCUCAUGAGUAUCAAGUGCGCGCCACAUGUCUUCGAUUCCAGUGGUGUCAUACUGGGAGAUGCUGCGCAUGCCAUGGUUCCGUUCUAUGGACAAGGUAUGAACGCCGGUCUGGAAGAUGUUAGAGUUCUCUUCUCCCACCUUGACAGCCAACCUACCAGCCAUGAAGGCCGUGCCAAGGCGUUGGAGUCCUACAAUGCCGAGAGGAUUUCAGAUGCACAUUCCAUCAAUGAUCUCUCACUGGCCAACUACUGGGAGAUGCACGUUGGUGUCAACUCAACGAUUCAUCUGCUGCGCAAGAAGAUUGAGGAGUUUCUCUCGGACAAAUUCCCCAGCACAGGCUUUGCCACGCAAUACACUCGCGUCAGCUUCAGCAAUCAGCGGUACUCGGAGGUUGUCAAGGUUGUGGCCCGCCAAAAGCAGAUUCUGCUUCAAGGCAUGCUAGGGUCUGUGCUGCUGCCCGCAGCCGGUUUGGCCGUAUGGAUGGCAUCAAGGUGGCACCGUGGAGGGAGUGCACCAGAUCUUAUCAGCGGGGCGCGGUUUGCGCUCGAUCGUGUUGCGCGGGUCUUAAGGUGGUGA
Molecule: messenger RNA, 1563 nt
Organism: Ramularia collo-cygni
Lineage: Eukaryota; Fungi; Ascomycota; Dothideomycetes; Mycosphaerellales; Mycosphaerellaceae
Product: related to kynurenine 3-monooxygenase
Exons: 2
Coding region: 1-1563 (520 amino acids)
Biological process (GO): quinolinate biosynthetic process; L-tryptophan catabolic process; NAD+ metabolic process
Cellular component (GO): mitochondrial outer membrane
Molecular function (GO): NAD(P)H oxidase H2O2-forming activity; kynurenine 3-monooxygenase activity; FAD binding
Source: RefSeq, a predicted model, not a curated record